Peronospora farinosa is the source of this 1113-nucleotide messenger RNA. The record is from the annotation of a GenBank genome assembly. NCBI's taxonomy places the organism in Eukaryota, Oomycota, Peronosporomycetes, Peronosporales, Peronosporaceae.
AUGGAAGUUCGUCUUGAGAUCGCCGAGGAAGCUCUCAAGGUGUUUGUUGCCGCACUGCAAUGCCUCGCGCAAGUAGGCAAAGAGCUAUCAAUUGAAUGUGAUCCAUGCUCCCGUCGUCUUACGCUUCGUUCUCUUAAUGACGCGCAUUCUGCUUCUGGCCAAGUAGUUCUGGAUCGUACAUUUUUCUCCGAGUCUCAGGACAGCAGUAUCACGCUAGAGGGCGUAGAAAUCUUCUCAUUCGAGAUGCUAAAGGCGAGAUUUAAUGGUCGCACACCGUUUGUCAAGUGCAAAGUGUUUGCCAAAUCAUGUUGCAAUGUUUUUCGGACGCUCAAGCACGUGCAGAGCGUCCAAUUGGCGCUGCUGGUGGACCAAGAAGCACUAGAUCUCGCCGACAUGAGCCAGGAAGACGCCUCACAGAGCAGCCAGGUGGACGAAAUAGACGUCGACUGCAUGGAGCUGCGCUGGAAGCUGCGUUGUGACUUUGAUAUCACAAAGACCCACCACAUGAAGGUCCAGUCGUGCCAAAUUAUGCGUGCCGUGUUCGAUAAAGAUGCGUGUCCUAAUCGCUGGCGGACACGGCAGCACCAUUUAGGCUCUUUAUUGGCUCAUAUACAUCGUAGUAAUGAAGUUAGUGUCACAUGCACAGCUACACAUGUGAAGUUUGAAAGCUAUUUCUCUAAUGUUACAGAUAGUAAGGCACAGCUACAGACAGAGACAGCAGUGGCGAGUGCUGAGUUUGAUGAGUACAUAUUACAGCCAGCUACAGAUAGCAUUGAUUCGUCGGCACAAUUGAUUUUCUGUAUUAAAGAGAUCAGGGCUUUGCUAGCGUUCUGUAAAACGAGUGACGUGUCGGAGGUUUCCUUUUAUUUCACGACAAGUGGCAGCCCGGUGUUGUUUGCAGCCGAGUCGACGUCUAUGGCUAAAUUUUCUAUCGAGAUGACGCUGUCCACAGUCACAAUGUUUCUGCCGGCGUCGUCACAGGCUCGUAGUGAAGAAGAAGUCCCGCUUUUUACUGAUGGUGGUGAUAAUUGUCCGACACUGUCACAAUCACAGUCUUCAUCGCAAGAGAACCCCCGAUAUCUGACUCACAGUAAGCGUCCGCGUGUGGAUUAG